Molecule: messenger RNA, 902 nt
Organism: Ricinus communis (castor bean)
Lineage: Eukaryota; Viridiplantae; Streptophyta; Magnoliopsida; Malpighiales; Euphorbiaceae
Product: glycine-rich protein A3
Exons: 3
Coding region: 139-672 (177 amino acids)
Source: RefSeq, a predicted model, not a curated record
AUCGAAUAAUUACCCACUAAAGAUGAAUCCUUCGCUCUCAAAGAAUCAAGGAAACCAGCAUUUAAAAAGGAAAGCUUCUGUUAUAACUUUCAAUCUCAAACAGCAAAGUCCUGGGCAUUAAACCGAAGUUGAAGAAAGAUGGAAGCUGUGGAGGAGGUACAUCAUGACUUUGAUUCCAACGAGAAAUGCUUGCCUUCACAUCUUGGAGGAUAUGGUAAUAGUUACCACUCCUCACCUGGAGCUUAUCCUCCCCAUGGUUAUAAUAGUCCUCAAAAAUAUCCCCCCCAGGGCUUUCCGCCUGCUGGAUAUCCUUCUCCUUAUGGAUAUUCUUCUCCUCCUUCUGCAUAUCCACCGAGUUAUCCUCCCCAAAAACCAUACGGGCCUACAGGUUUUCCAUCUCCAGGUGGUUAUCCUCCAGUUGCUUACCCUCCAGCUGGUUAUCCUCGGCCAUCACAUCAUUCAGGGCAUGGAUCUGGUAUGGGUGUAAUGUUAGCUGGGGGUGCAACUGCCAUGGCUGCUGCUGGUUACGGGGCUCACUACAUGUCAUAUGGACAUGGCCAGGGGCACGGCGGCUAUGGUCAUGGGAGACUCAAGCAUGGCAAGUAUGGGAAUCGCUGGAAGGGUGGAAUGUAUGAGAAGUACCAAGGCAAAUAUUUAAAGCGAUGGAAGUGAUUCCUACAUUUGACCAUCUCCUUCUAUACCUGAUUUGGCCCUUUCCAGAUAAUAAUAAUAAUAAUUAUUAUUAUUAUCAUAUAAUAUAAUAUAUAUUUUAAUAUUUUAGUUAAUAACUAUAUAGAAUAAAAGGAGCUACACUGUUAACCUCUUUGUUGUAUUUACAUUUCCAAUGGUUCUUCUCUUCGUUCCGUGGCAGGGAAAUAAAAUUUAGUAUUUUGAAUAAUGAA